Molecule: messenger RNA, 6281 nt
Organism: Manduca sexta (tobacco hornworm)
Lineage: Eukaryota; Metazoa; Arthropoda; Insecta; Lepidoptera; Sphingidae
Exons: 15
Coding region: 144-4445 (1433 amino acids)
Source: RefSeq, a predicted model, not a curated record
UUAGCAUAACCGCUUAGGUCGGUGUAAGCGAGAGCAAAAUAAAACAAACUGCACUUGGAACGCAGUUGUCAUUUAAAAUCGAUCAAUACAACAGAAUUAUUGUGAAUUUGAUCCAAAUUGGAAGCAACUGAAAUUUAUAAAAAAUGUUAUUAAAAGGGAACCUCCUCGAAUCUUUAACAAUCGUUUCCUGCAGUGGCACAGUUAUCUGCAUAUUACUAAAUUGUCUAACAAAUAUAUCGCCGAUUACUGGAGUAUGGUUUUACAUUUAUUUAUUAACGAUAUUUUUAGUGUCUGUUUUCUUGAAUUUCAAGUUUAUACAGUGGUUGUUACGGUUGAAUAAGCCUCUAAAGUAUGACUUGGAGGGUUUGUUGGCGGAAUAUCCACACUUAUCGUUUUUGUCUCGUGUUCUGCCGGACACCAAACGCAGUAAGAAGGUUCCAUACAAGGAGUAUGACACGAACGAGUUGAGCGUGAUAUCCACGGUGUUGGAGAAGAGGCUGGUGUCUUCGUGGUAUAUAUCGUACAUAUCGGAGGAGAUUGGUUUUCCGUUUGCGUGCAAACAAAUGUUAGAUCAGAUGAUUGGCGGGACCUUUCAGAUAUGCAAUAAAAUAGAAACAAAAGACGUGUAUGUCGAUAUUUGUACAAUCCUAUCGUUACAUUUAAAAGAAUACCGGAAAGCCCUUAAACGUCAUGAAAAGCUGAAGAAACAGCCAAUCGAGUCAUGUUACAAUAAAGUGCACAUUACUGCAGACCCUACAAAGAAGAUCUCCACUGCUGACCACUGUACGAACAUUCUAAGAGUUAUAUUCAAAGAACUAGUACCAUGGGAGUUGUGGGACACUCCGCACUCUGAAUUAUUGAUUCGUAUUCUAGCAAAAAAAUUAGACAAUUUUAUUAGUAAUACACUAGUAGAUCCACUGUGGUUGAAUGAUAAGUUAAUGACUUUACUAAAAGGGGAGGAGGUACAGCCCGAAGAGGAGCCGCAGUCCGACUUCUGGGAGGAAGUAAAGCCAGAAGUCACAUGUAUUGAGACAGCAUUAUCUACAUUUAUAACUAAGAGUACUGCGCCGAUACUUCAGAGAGGUAUUAACGAGGAUGUUGUUGGGCCUAGUCCGGAGGUCAAGAAUCUGAACAUGGAGGCGGUUGAGGAGGUGGCUGUGGCCAGCGAGCCAGUAGAGAUCAAAUUGUCUCCAAUAUUGAGGCAACGAAGGGGUCGGCAGGGCAGGAAUGAAGUAAAGAUAUAUGACAGGAUUAUUGAAGGUAGUGUAAAGACCUGGGAGACUGACAUGGAUCUGCAGUGCAUCAGCCUGGGUCAGGAUUUGCUGGCGAGCCUGGACGGCGAGCUGACGCUUAGCAGGUUGUGGGGUCAGGACGGGAGCCCCAACCCCCCGAGGGCGGCGUCUCCGCAGCCGCUGUGGUUUGGUGAAGAAGACAACAUAGAGAUAGAGAUGGACACGAGCCCGCAGAAGGAGUCGAAGAAGGAGCACAGCCCGAAGCCAGCAGAUGCACUCCUCAAGGACAUCCAGACCACCGUCAGCCAGGCGAAGAACAAGAUCGGCGACCUGCAGGUCCGAUUAGAUGGACACAAGCCUGCUGACGAGGCAGCCGGAAUGAUGGAGGGGCUCCUGGACUUCGGGAUCGCCGGUCUGAAGAAAGGACUCCGGUUCACUGGGCUCAGUGACGACUCCCAGGAGAAGUCUCCCUCGCAUCGCACCAGCGAAAAGUCUGGCGAUAAGACUCCGCCCGAGCAGAGAAACAAGGCGCAGUCUGAAGCUAAGGAUAUUCCCGGUCCAGCGGUGCAAAGAGAAGAGAAUGGCAGUGGGGCGCCACCGCUACUGAAGCAGCAGAGAGUUGUCUCACAGGACAGUGUGCCCUGGCAGAGCCGCAGCAGCAGUCGCGCGGCGGCGCCCGCGCCGACACCCGCGCCCAGCGAGUCGCCCGAGCCGCAGUACGAGGAGGUGGCCGACCUGUCCACCAGCAUCGCGCGCCUGCGCACCCUGCUGCAGCAGCGAGCUCACACCAACAGCGCCAGAUGCGAGGAGGUGUGGUGGGAGGGAGCCGAGGAGACGCGCGGCCGGACGCAGCAUCACCACUCCAGCAGGCCCGUCGACACCGCCACACUUGCAGACGAGUAUGACAUGAACAUGGAGCGCAACUCCUCACCGGGCCAGAGCUCCAACAACAUGCAGAGACUUGACAAAUUAUUCCAACGCACGGUGACUGGUGUGUUCAAUUCGAUAAAGACGGCGGUGGGCGCGGAGGGCGAGGGCCGCGACGGGAGGGACGCGCGGGAGGGCAGGGAGGGACAGGGGAGGGACGACGCGCCGCAACACCCGCACGUGCAUGAUUGGGUGUAUGUGUGCACUUCGAUAGAGCACAGCGUGGGCGGGUCGGUGGCGCGUGCGCUGGGCUGCCGGCGCGCCUACUCGCACGUGGACGCCGCGCUCGACUCGCUGCGCCAGCUGCGCGCGCCGCCCGCCGCGCCGCCGCACACGCCCGACGACUUCGGUCGGUACCGACACCGGACACACUCUACACUAUACAGGUGGGCGGGUCGGUGGCGCGUGCGCUGGGCUGCCGGCGCGCCUACUCGCACGUGGACGCCGCGCUCGACUCGCUGCGCCAGCUGCGCGCGCCGCCCGCCGCGCCGCCGCACACGCCCGACGACUUCGGUCGGUACCGACACCGGACACACUCUACACUAUACAGGUGGGCGGGUCGGUGGCGCGUGCGCUGGGCUGCCGGCGCGCCUACUCGCACGUGGACGCCGCGCUCGACUCGCUGCGCCAGCUGCGCGCGCCGCCCGCCGCGCCGCCGCACACGCCCGACGACUUCGGUCGGUACCGACACCGGACACACUCUACACUAUACAGGUGGGCGGGUCGGUGGCGCGUGCGCUGGGCUGCCGGCGCGCCUACUCGCACGUGGACGCCGCGCUCGACUCGCUGCGCCAGCUGCGCGCGCCGCCCGCCGCGCCGCCGCACACGCCCGACGACUUCGGUCGGUACCGACACCGGACACACUCUACACUAUACAGGUGGGCGGGUCGGUGGCGCGUGCGCUGGGCUGCCGGCGCGCCUACUCGCACGUGGACGCCGCGCUCGACUCGCUGCGCCAGCUGCGCGCGCCGCCCGCCGCGCCGCCGCACACGCCCGACGACUUCGGUCGGUACCGACACCGGACACACUCUACACUAUACAGGUGGGCGGGUCGGUGGCGCGUGCGCUGGGCUGCCGGCGCGCCUACUCGCACGUGGACGCCGCGCUCGACUCGCUGCGCCAGCUGCGCGCGCCGCCCGCCGCGCCGCCGCACACGCCCGACGACUUCGGUCGGUACCGACACCGGACACACUCUACACUAUACAGGUGGGCGGGUCGGUGGCGCGUGCGCUGGGCUGCCGGCGCGCCUACUCGCACGUGGACGCCGCGCUCGACUCGCUGCGCCAGCUGCGCGCGCCGCCCGCCGCGCCGCCGCACACGCCCGACGACUUCGGUCGGUACCGACACCGGACACACUCUACACUAUACAGGUGGGCGGGUCGGUGGCGCGUGCGCUGGGCUGCCGGCGCGCCUACUCGCACGUGGACGCCGCGCUCGACUCGCUGCGCCAGCUGCGCGCGCCGCCCGCCGCGCCGCCGCACACGCCCGACGACUUCGGUCGGUACCGACACCGGACACACUCUACACUAUACAGGUGGGCGGGUCGGUGGCGCGUGCGCUGGGCUGCCGGCGCGCCUACUCGCACGUGGACGCCGCGCUCGACUCGCUGCGCCAGCUGCGCGCGCCGCCCGCCGCGCCGCCGCACACGCCCGACGACUUCGGUCGGUACCGACACCGGACACACUCUACACUAUACAGGUGGGCGGGUCGGUGGCGCGUGCGCUGGGCUGCCGGCGCGCCUACUCGCACGUGGACGCCGCGCUCGACUCGCUGCGCCAGCUGCGCGCGCCGCCCGCCGCGCCGCCGCACACGCCCGACGACUUCGACGAGUGGUGCAGCGUGUCGGGUCCUCGCUGGUGUGCCCUGUGGGCGUUGCUGAGCGCGGCGGAGCUCGGACACUCGCACGUCACACACCGGAUCGCCACGCUGCUGUUCGCAGAUCUAGCAGAGUCGCUCAUAAGCAUGUGGUUGGAUGACUUCACGGCGUGGCUUAGAAAGCAGGUGUUUGUGGUGUUCGAGCAGAUGUCUAACCAGGAGACUACAUACGCGAAGCCGAAGCCGCUGCGGAAGAUGGACCUGGACGAGACCUGCAAGGCGCUCAUGGAAAGGGCUACAGUACUGCACGUAUUCGGCGAGGAGGCUCUCUCGAACUCUGUGAAGCUCGUGGUGUCCAGCUUCAGCCACCAGCAGCUCAACCAGGACGUGGCGUUGCGGCUGCUCGACUUGCUCGCUCAUCACUUCAAAGACUCCGCCGCGCUGCGUAACCCCUCUUUUGAUACCAAUUGAGUCUGGAUACCACCAGAAUUUUGAUACCAACUGAGUCUUUAGACGCCACUUGAGUAUAUGAUACCAACUGAUUCUUUAGAUACCACCUGAGUAUUUGAUACCAACUGAGUCUUUAGAUGCCCCUUGAGUAUUUGAUACCAACUCAAUUUUAAGAUGCCACCGGAGUAUUUGAUACCAACUGAGUCUUUAGAUGCCACUUGAGUAUAUGAUACCAACUGAUUCUUUAGAUACCACCUGAGUAUUUGAUACCAACUGAGUCUUUAGAUGCCCCUUGAGUAUUUGAUACCAACUCAAUUUUAAGAUGCCACUGGAGUAUUUGAUACCAACUGAGUCUUUAGAUGUCACUUGAGUAUAUGAUACCAAUUGAUUCUUUAGAUACCACCGGAGUAUUUGAUACCAACUGAGUCUUUAGAUGCCCCUUGAGUAUUUGAAACCAACUCAAUUUUAAGAUGCCACCGGAGUAUUUGAUACCAACUGAGCCUAAAUUGGCUUGUUUGCUGAGUGUUACAACUAAAAAAUCAUGUAUAACGGACACUUAGUAUUUUUAAUGCCAAUAGACUACAGUAUAUAAUAAUAGAUUAGACGUAAAUUAUGAUGAUACAUGGUUGAGACUCACUAAAUAUUAAUGAGUUCGUAAAUUAAUGCCAAUUGAGUUUUAAAUAAUAUUAGGAGUAUUUCUGAUGCUGUUUAACAGCAUUCGUUUCUGACUUUAUUCAUAUUUUGGACCCAUUUAACUGAAAUUGUUAAAUAUUACGUUUUGCACUUCACGGAUAAGUAUAACCUAUCAUCUUUAAUGUCUCAAUAUAAUAAGUUUGCAGAAACGGGUACAUGACUUAAUUAUAAAUUUGAUAAAGAUCUACUUUUUAGAAUCUUCUUACUAUUGUUUUGUAUUGUUAUUGUUUAUAUAAAAUAUUUUUUAUGUAAUAAUUUACGUCAAUUUGCUAUUGAACUUCUGAACUACUUAUGACUGUGGUAUUAAAUUGUUUCAUAGGGGUCUCCUAUGCACAGAUAAUACAGUAGCUUAUCAAGAUUAGGGAAAGAAGUGUGAAAGAGAUAGAGCAAACUUGCGGCCAGUAGUUUUAAUCUAGUGUCUUUAUUAAUACUAACACAUAAGUGGUGGUUAGUGGUUACCUUUUUUGCACCACCUCCCCCCUCUUAAUAUGUGACGUUAUUUAUGGAUGGCCCCUCUCUUUUUACAAGGUUUUUGAUACGCUCAAUCUAUUAUCUAUGGCUGUUCGCCAGAGCUAUGCUAAAUAAUGAAAUUUUUUAAUCCCACCGAUUUAAGACCCGCUGGCUGGGCGUUAUGUGACUUAUAUUAAUUAAAUGUUGAGAAGAAACAUUGGAGAUAUACAAGUUGUUGAUUUGCAUUUCCGUCAUUUUUACGGAAGUUGGAACUCCACUUAUAGAACACAAAUCAAUGAAAAAAUAAGUACCGAAACUAUACUAUAAGUACCGAACACUUUUAAACAAUAAUUAUUGUUCUAUUCUGACAUGUACGUGGGGGUUAAUUCUAAAUCAUCGUAAAAUAAUUUAAUCUAAUAUACGGAGUCUAGUUUGAGGUAGAACUUACAUUGUAUUAUUAGAUUAUUUUGUGCAACCAUUACAAUAGACUCUUCAAGUAUGACGGGGAUGCAAAGCAACACCUUGUAUAAAUAAAUGGAUAUAUUAAAUAGUUUUAGCAGUUUUAGGAUUUUGUGGUAGAUGGGAUUUAACAGGAUAUAUUUUGUUAUAUUUUACCAAAGACAAUUGUUCUAUAAUAUAUGCUUUAAUAUUUAUUUUUGUGUUAUACUUAGGUAGCGGCUAUUGUUAUAAAGAACUAUUAAAUAUUUAUUGAUG